GGAUGUAAAACUUCUAGUGGCACGGGUGAAGAGUUGGAACUCGCAUGAGGACAACAUCUGUUUGUAAGCUGAGUAGGAGGAAUAAUGGGUGUCUGUGGUUCGAAAGCAUCCCGUCAGAUAAUCCAGGUGAGGAAGAAAAACCUCCGCCGCCGCCACAAGAGACACCAUGGAAAGGUAUCAAGUGCUCUUACAGAAGGAAAAAGGAAAAAGAAUGGAGAUGGAGGAGGGGGUAGCAGAGUUCAAGAUAUUGGUGUGAGUGAGUUUGUUCACACAACUGUAAGAAGCAAACUGUCUGAUUUGUCGCAAUUGCACCGUAGCAGCCACAUUGAUACUAAUGUAUUUUCUCAAGAAGAAGCAUGGUUCGAUACAGUCAGCAUUUUGGAUCAUGACUCAGAUGAUGAUGACUUCUGUAGUGUUCAUGGAGAUUAUCUUCCUUAUGCGCCGGGUGGACAUGUCAUUUAGUAUGAGACUUUGUCUUGUUUUGUAGACAACAAAU
This is a messenger RNA of Cuscuta europaea, 496 nucleotides long. Lineage: Eukaryota; Viridiplantae; Streptophyta; Magnoliopsida; Solanales; Convolvulaceae. The record is from the annotation of a GenBank genome assembly.